AUGCGUGCCUUCUCCGACUCCGAAUCUAUCUGGUCCCUGUGUGGCGUGGCAGUGCGAAUGGCCCAUCGGAUCGGUCUCCAUCGGGACGGCUCCCAGCACGGUCUAUCCGUAUUCGACACAGAAAUGCGACGCCGUUUGUGGCUUCAGUUGAUUAUCUUAGACGCUACCACUGCUCAGAGCUCCGGCAUUACGGCACAAACCUCUCUGAUGAGGGCUGACGUGCGACGUCCCUCCAAUGUAAACGACAGCGAUCUGGACCCGUGCAUGACAGAGAGCCCUCGCGAGCACGACGGCGCCACCGAGAUGAUUUUCUGUCUGGUACGAAAUGAAUUCGGAGAAUGGUUAGAGCGAUGGUACACAGUGAGCAAGUAUUCGAAUGGCAUCUGGGGAUUUCUGAACUCGCCUUCACUUACGCUGGCAAAGAAGGAUGAAGCGAUCAAUGAACUCAGCGACGCAUUGGAGUCGAAAUUUCUCCGACACUGCGAUCGGUCUAUCCCGUUACACCUUAUGGCGUCGUUCGUCGUCCAGACCAUAAUCUGUCACAUGAGGCUCGCGGCGCAUCAUCCUCGUCAAUAUAGCAACGGAGAGAACGUCGACCAGAAGGAGCGAGACUACAUGUUUUCUCUCUGUCUACAGAUUGUGGAGAAUUCCGUCGCAGCUCAAACAAAUACUAUCAUCCAGCGAUACGCAUGGCAUAUAGAAAACCAUGUCCCGUGGGACGCCUGUAUACACAUGCUGUACGAGUUGGGCCAUCGCGUCAACGACAAGGAAACCGGAAGAGCUUGGUGUCUUCUCGAUGAGAUCUAUCGUUACCACUACUGGCAGAUGAAGAACCGACCGAAAAACUCGUUCUAUAUUGCAAUGCGACGACUCCUUGUGAAGGCUUGGAAUGCACACACCGAGGAGCGAAUCCGUCAGAACAAGUCGACGCUACCCCGUCCUUGGAUUAUCUCCAAAUUGUGUCCAGGGACGAAUACGCAAGGAGUCGGUGAUUCGCGGAUCGCCUCUUCUUCUCCACCUAAUAGUGCAGCGCAAGAAGUGGUUCAGGGGAGCGAACCAACUCAGGACGCGCCAUUGGGUGUCACUCAGGCGAUCGACUUCGGGGGCGACAUUGAAGAUCUUGAACUCAGCCCGAUGGAUUGGGGUCAGUGGGACGAUCUACUGCAACAGUUUACCAAUAGCGACGCAUGGGGUGAGUGA
Molecule: messenger RNA, 1200 nt
Organism: Aspergillus melleus
Lineage: Eukaryota; Fungi; Ascomycota; Eurotiomycetes; Eurotiales; Aspergillaceae
Product: fungal specific transcription factor domain-containing protein
Exons: 1
Coding region: 1-1200 (399 amino acids)
Biological process (GO): DNA-templated transcription
Molecular function (GO): zinc ion binding; DNA binding
Source: RefSeq, a predicted model, not a curated record